CUGAUAACUACUCACACAAAUGGGGACAGCAGAGUGCUUUGAGCACGGGACAGGUGAAGAAACCACACAGUGAUUCUCAUGUUCCAGACCUUUCAGACGCCAGGUCUAUGGAAAUGCAGGACCUAGCCAGUCCUCAUAACCGCGUCGGAGCUGGAGAUUCGACGGGCUCCAAGCUGGACAAGAACAACCUUGGCAGCCCCUCCAUCACCACCAAUGGAACAGGAGGUGAAAGCAUGACUGUGCUGAACACGGCUGAUUGGCUGCUGGGCUGCAGCAGCCCGUCUCCUGCCUCGUGUUCCAAGGACUAUGUGAAAACCGAGCCUUUGAACAACAGCGAUGCCGUCACCACAACAGGCGACACAUCACUGGACACGUAUGCAGGCUCAGUCAUCACCAGCAGCGGGUACAGCCCUCGUUCAGCCCACCAGUACUCCCCUCCCCUCUACCCGUCAAAGCCCUACCCUCACAUCCUCUCCACGCCGGCAGCACCGCCCAUGCCAACGUAUGCUGGGCAGCCUCAGUUCAGCAGCAUGCAGCAGUCAACCAUGUACACAGCCUACUCACAGACAGGACAAGCCUACGGACUGUCCACAUACGACCUGGGUGUGAUGCUUCCAGGGAUUAAGACAGAGGGCAGCUUAACCCAGAGUCAGUCCCCACUGCAGACAGGGCUCAGCUACAGCCCAGGUUUCACCACACCUCAGCCUGGACAGACUGCCUACUCCCCCUACCAGAUGCCAGGCUCUAGUUUCACUGCUUCCUCGGGCCUCUACGCCUCCAACAACUCUGUGUCCAACCCUGCCAACUACACUGCCACACAGCAGGAUUAUCCCUCAUACACGACGUUUGGCCAAAACCAGUAUGCGCAGUAUUACUCUGCCUCCACUUACGGGACAUAUAUGACCUCCAACAGCAUGGACGGCACUGGUUCCACAGCAGCCUACCAGCUGCAAGAUCCCACCCCUGCUAUGACGGGGCAGGCUGCUGAACUUCACCAAGGGGACUUUGAAACAGUGCAGAGCCCCUCCACGCCUAUCAAAGAGCUGGACGACAGAGCCUGCCGGAGCGGGGGGUCCAAGACUCGUGGCAGGGUGCGCAAAAACAACCCCUCUCCUCCUCCGGACAGUGACCUGGAGAGGGUGUUCGUGUGGGAUCUGGAUGAGACCAUCAUCGUCUUCCACUCUCUGCUCACUGGCUCAUAUGCACAGAAAUAUGGCAAGGACCCUCCCAUGGCGGUGACGCUUGGCCUGAGGAUGGAGGAGAUGAUCUUCAACUUGGCAGACACGCACUUAUUUUUCAACGACCUGGAGGAAAAGAGAGUUGCUUUGAGCGCAUAAUGCAAAGGUUUGGCAGGAAAGUAGUGUAUGUUGUAAUUGGGGACGGUGUGGAAGAGGAACAGGCGGCCAAAAAGCACAACAUGCCCUUCUGGAGGAUAUCCAGCCACUCGGACUUGCUGGCUUUACACCAAGCACUGGAGUUUGAAUACCUGUAAGGACGGUAGAACAUGGACUUAUGCAAUGUUACCAUGGAAACAGCCCUUUUUUUUUGUACAACUAUUUAAGAACAAAUACUAGACUGCAACUUUUUUUUUUUAUCUUUUCAAUGUCUGGAUUUACAAACUCUUAAUGGUCUUAAACAAAGAGGUUGGAGGAGGUAAAGAAAAGGUCGUAGGGUUGGGAGUUCCCCGGCUCAGUCCUCCCAGUCUGGACGCUGUGACGAGCCUCUGAAAACCCAGUCUGUCCACACAGCUGAACCAGAACAUGAAGGAAGAAGACUUCCACAAGGACCUCCUCACAUUACUCUGAAGGCUUCUCUGUACAGGUUAAUGUAAACUGGAACUUUUUUUAAGGGUUUUCUUCCUGGUGGGUAACUCAAAACGAUGCAGACUGUGGUUAAAAAGAAUCUGUAAAUUAUUUCCAAUAAACUUAAGA
Messenger RNA from Nematolebias whitei (Rio pearlfish), 1931 nucleotides. It is a transcript of the gene eya4, whose product is annotated as EYA transcriptional coactivator and phosphatase 4. Gene Ontology annotation, molecular function: protein tyrosine phosphatase activity. The record is from RefSeq and is a predicted model, not a curated record. Gene Ontology annotation, biological process: positive regulation of DNA repair; cell differentiation; negative regulation of extrinsic apoptotic signaling pathway in absence of ligand. Gene Ontology annotation, cellular component: nucleus. Lineage: Eukaryota; Metazoa; Chordata; Actinopteri; Cyprinodontiformes; Rivulidae.